UCUGUGCGAGUUAUUUUUCCUCUUAUGCAUCCAGCUUUUCUCUCCCCCCCCCCCAGCCCCGCUCUCUUCUUCUUUCUUUCUCUUUUUGCUUAUGCAGCAGCCACCGGGAUUACCCGGCUCUCACGGCGGGAGCAUUGGUCGACUCGUUCUGCAGAUCGAAAGGCGAGGGGAGAAAUUGCUUCUUUUGCAGGUCCUACAGGUCGCUUUGGGACUCAGAGCGAAUGCAGCGCUCCGCGAGGAAUGGAGUUGAUCCUAAUGUUUAAAUGGCUCUGAAAUGGUUAAGACGUGUUGCACAUGUUCAGCAGCUGUUUCGUAACAGCCUCCCCUCGUGGGUAAAGUGUUCGAGGCAGCUGGUGGGCCAGGCCUGUGGCUGCCUUUGGACUAGGAUGCGCUCUCCCUUUUGAGGUGCCUUAGGCACCUCUCUCUAUUUUGAGGUGCCUUAGGCUGCAGUCCUGAAUUCACUUACCCUGCAUGUAAACCUCGUUGAGCUCCAUAGGACUUAAUUCUUCAUAGGCAUGGUUAGGAAUAUGCUGUUGGUUUUUUGCUGCACUGAGCUUCUGUUGGGGAGAGACUUCAUUCAAGUUGAUGUGAUGUAGAGAGGGGAUGUAGGACUUGAACUGUACCUGAUGCAAAUCUUUACUCAACCAAGAGGUCAGAAAAAGACACAUGCAGCUCUGAACUUCUUGAAAGAUGCACGCAAUACAAAUACUGUAUAAUACUGUUGUGAAUGUGAUAUAUGUGCUAUGUGUUACAACACACUGCAGUACAUUCCCCUUUUGACUUAAGCCCCACUGUGUUCACUGGGGUUGGCUUCUUGUAAGUGUGCACAGGAUUUCAGUCCUCAGCAAGUAGUGUAUGAUGAAUGGGAAACUUAUGAUCCUGGAGAUCUUAUUGAACUACAGUUCCUAAUAGCUCUGAUCAUUGAACAUGCUGAUGGCAUAUGAGAAUUGAGAGUCCAUUCGCACCCAGAGGGCCAUAGGUUCCCAAAUGUUUUAGGAGUUGGGAAUGUAGCCUUAUGUGAACUUGUUAGUAUGGCUUCAAAAACAUUGCACCCCUGUAUCUUCUGAUACAAUGCAUACAUGUUUUCGAUAGGAGUCUUAAAAAACACCAUUCAUUCUAAGAACACCUCUUAUUUUUGUUUCUUAACCCAAUAUACCGUAAUACAGUAUUUUUAAAUCCUUCGGUUUUAAAAGAUGCACAAGCUAUUGGGCUAUAUAACAUGGGCUAUAAAUCAACACAAUGUUUGUCUUCUGCUAUUUACUUCCCCAGUACGUACCAUAUAUGUUUAAAAUGAAGUCCUAAGGAAAAACGUAGGCCCACUCUAGCCUAAAAGCUUACACACUGUGUUUUAAAACAAUUGUAUAAUGUUAAGCAUUUGUGAUUCCACUCUGCAGUUUUCUUAGAUGUUGCCAUUUAAAGAUGCCUUGUUGUGGCCAGAGAGGUAGUAAGUAUUAAGGCGAUUUAUCAUAAAACAUUACAGACGUGUGCUACUCAUCUGUUGAGCAAUGAAACGAUGCCAGCCCCAUGAUGAGCUGACUUUUCUUGUAUUGAUAUUCUGCCUUUCUUCCAUCACAGAGCCCAUGUGAUUCUCCUGUAGGUCAUUUGUGAAAAUAGGAGGGAGGGAGAAAAUUGCAUUCAGUAUUAGGUUCUGAAAUUGUUUUCAAAUGACGUUUAGACUACUUGGUUUUUAAUUUACUACUGUAUGCCCUUAGUGUAUGUGUGCUAAAUUUACACACAUGCAUACUGAUGCAUGCAAACAACCUCUGUUGUCCAGUAUGACUGUUUGUCAACUCCUGGGUUAGGAUAGCAACUGGUGCCUUACCUUCUGUUAGUACUGCCAAAAUGCUCCUACAUAUGCUGUGAAUUACAGCUUCAUGGAGAUAGCUGCAGGUUUCAUAGAUCUCAGCCUUGUGUAAAUGGGGCAUGCUGCGGAAUGAGCACUGCACUAUAGUGGAAGAACAUAAGCAGGGAUGUAGAAGGGAGAGACCUGUGGCCCUCCAGGUGUUGCCGGGUUACAGGUCUCACCAUCUCUGUGUAUGAAGCGAGCCAUGUACAAAGAAAGUGAAGCUUAUAACAGUAGUUGGAGAGCAGAACAGGAAACUACUAUAUUCAUGGAGGAAUGCAUCAGUGACCAUCUCUGGUCUGGCUGCUCAGUGCUUAUUUUCAGGGUAGCUCUGUAUAUUGAGGUGUGGACAGAAAGGAUUGAGGUGACUCCAUGAUCACCAAAAUCACUUCAUAUUUUGUACAGUGAAAGGAUAUUUCUAAACCAAUUCCUCAUUUCUGCUUCUAGAGAUCUGAACAAGCUCAGUUAUUCUAUCGGAUUUGAACAUACAAGCAAAAUAAAACAAUUUGCUUGAGCAUUGCAGCCGGUACCUUACUACGUCAUACUCAGAAUAGACCCAUUGACAGCUAAUCAUUAAGCCCAUUGAUUUCAAUGUGUACUUUACUCAGACACAACCCAGUGUUUUCGCAUCAUCAUUUUCUUGCAUCUGUGACUUUCUCCCCAGUAGACUUGCAUUCAUAAAAAGAGCUUCUCCAUUGCAGCUUGGGGUCAUAUUACGUAGUUUUUCUUUCCUGUAAUUAGUCUCAUUGCUAACUUGGAGAACCAAAUGGAGCAGCAAUCUACAACCACAGAACCAAACUUCUGUGUGUUUGCUGUUCCCUUUUCCCUGUGUUUGCUGAAUAAUCAGAGGGUUCAGAAAUCAGUCAUUUCAUAAUCUGUUCACUUGUAUUGUGAGAGAGGCUGGUCAAGGCCAAAGUGAUUACAUCACAUGUGUAGACAGCACACUUUCACAUGACAUCCCAUUCCAUUCAUUGUGACUGGUUAGGUCUUGUGACAGGGUAAUGUCUGGAUCUUUUGCCAGGUUCUAUCCUUUUGAAAUGCUAAAUAUGCUGCGGAAAUAAAGACUGAAAGGGGGCAGGGGGGGAGGACUGGGUUGGGGGCUUUGAUUUUCGCCUUCUCCCCGUUCAAAAACUAGUUCUGCUCAUUUUAAUGUUUAUUUUUCCAACUAGAACAACCACCUGAAGCAACAUACCCUCCCCUUCAGAUUACUCUUUUUCGUUAAUCAUGCUGAGUUAAUACUGCAGUUCUUUUGCAGCCUCAGGUCAAAUGGCCAACUUUUAACAUAGGUGGAGAGGUUGUCUCUUCCUGGUUCCUUUUGAUGUUUCCAGGUGGGAACCCUGUUGCAUAUAUAAAAGCCCCAUAACCGUUGCUGGGUCCUUGGAAGGUUAUUGGAGUCAGCUGCGGUUCUCAUAUAGCAGCUUCCCUCGGUCUGGUACCCUCCAUAUAUCCGGAGAGCACUAGGCUAAGGAAUAUGUAUAUAUGAUGACUUUCAUGCCACCUCUCUGUGUUUCCUGUGAAGUUGCCAGCAUCCCCUACACAACCACUUGUUGUGCAGGCCGUCUGUGCAGUUCUGAGUGCAUAAUUUCUAAAAGUGUUUUGACUUAAGCUGAUCCGGAAGCUCUUAUCCCUCAUCCCCUGUUACUUGGAUCACUGUUGUUACUGUUAUUUCUUUUCUAUGCUCUGGAACUGAACCCUAUCAGUAGCCAAGGUUAUGCCCAAUUUUUGUGCCUUCGGCUGCAGGACCCAUAUGUCAACCUGAAGUGGACAGCUUGCAUGAUAAUGCCCUAUAGGGGCAGAUCAGCUGCUGUGCUGAGUGUUGUCCUUUUCUAGUGCAGUUGUGAAAUCUUUUUGCUUGGCACUGAGCCUUUAGUAACAAUAAGAGAACUAGACACCUAGCCCACAUAGUACAUUACCUUUACUCCAUAGUACCGUGAUUGUGUCAUCGAGCUGGACUAGCUGAACCAGUUGAGAGUUCAAAUGUAAAAUAUGCAAUUUAGAAAAGUGUUGAUGACCCACUUCCUAAGGGUGGGGGAAUUGACGUAGUUUGGCUUUUUCUUUAUGGCAUAAAGCUUUUUGGCUUCUGAUACAUUCACAUGGGCUUAAAAUUACUAGUAGGCUGGCAAGCAGGUGAAGGACAUCAUCUCUAUGCCUACGUGCUGUUAUUAAAAGCUCUUUUGGUAUGAUGCCAUCACAGUAUACUACAGGCUGGUUGUGGUGAGCUGUUCAAACUGGUGAUGAUGAGCAUGGGCACAGGCAACAUUUGCAGGAUUGAAAUGUAUGGAAUCGCAUGGAGCUCUCCUAUCCGAUUUUAGGAGCAUUUGAGAGUACAGUAUCUCAGCGCCCUGAGUAAAUCUGAUGUACAUCUGUGUCUUCUAGAAUCUGGUCCCUCUUCCUUCAGCUGAAGUGCCAGGCAUGCAGUGCACGGGUAACAAAACUUGGUUGCAUGUCCAUAGAGAAAUCCUUAAGAUCUCUGUUUUGGAGCUUGAGGUUGUCUUUGCUGUUGUCUUGAGCAGCCUGUGGGUGGAGAAAGAGUUAGUGAGACUUCCCCCUUUUUUAAGUGAUCCCAUGAGCUAAUGGAAAUACUUUGUGGGAAUGUAUCUCCCCCCCCCUAGAUUUUAUACCCUGGUCCAGCAUGGUUGAUAAAUUUGACUACAGGCAUUUCCACCUUAGCAGCAUCCUUAUUUGGAAAUGUGCGAUAUAAGCGGCACAGCUGUAGUAUAACUUAUUUCCUGCUGAAAACCAAAAUGAAAACAUAUUAAAACCAGUGUGCAAUAAUUUGCUAAAACUGCUGUAUCUAAAUAAUACCUUGGAAUAUGUGUUAGCGAGUUUUGAACACAGUAGGCUUUGAAUACUCCAGUUCUGUCCUUUCUAGGAUUUGCAACUAAACACAUGCUUUAUUGCUGCAGUGGGAUCCUUAGCUGGUAACAAUAUGUUAGCUUUAGUGAAUGAGCUCAUUCAGUUGGCAGUAGAUUGCAAGCCAUUCCUUUGGUGAUGCUGCAGUGCUUAGAGAGAUUCUACCAGCGUGAAAUUUAAAAAUUAGCAAUACUCCAUUGCCAGUAAAAGGGAAGAAAGCGUAAAUGAAUUUUGAUGCUUACUUGUUACUUACUUUAGUAGUGCCAUAGAGGCUCUGGAACAACACUAAAUGUAAGGCUGUGUGGAUUUCUAUUGUGUUCCUGUUAUAAAGUAUUACUUCUACACUUUGCAAUUUUUUGUGUCAGUAAUUUGGUAUGAAGAAGCACAUUAAGCAACUUGCCAGAUUUUUAGGAAAGGUAGGUGAGAAAGUGGUGGUCAAAACAACUGCUGGAAAAUAUAGUGAGAGACAUAUGGCUGGGAGCAAUUUGGUAUUGUGUCAAGUAAUCUUCUUUCUUCUUUGGCAAUCACUCGUAGCCAAGUAAGAUUGUCUUCCAUAAACAUGGUUUUAACAAUGAGUCUGUAAGUGACUGUGGAGGCCAAUUCUUGAUCCACACAUCCUUCCACGGUGUGGACAUUGGUUUCCAGGCAGGAGUUGAUCAUGGUGUGGAUUUGCCAGGUGUGUCUUCCUCUUAGCACUUUUCUACCUUGCAUCCUGAGUUCGCUCAAUGGUAUCUUCUGUAUAUAUCAAAGUGAGUUACUAUAUAAAGAGGAAAACAAAGGUUUGGUACCUAGGUAGUGUUAACGGAAAUAGUAGUCACUGGUCCAUUGUGUCUUUUGCUUGCGUAUUCACCCUAACCUGAAAGACUAAGGGAAGGGAAGUGGUGGUUGCGUGAAGGCUAAGUUGCAAGAGAGUUCAGUAUGUGAAUCUAUAUAACAUGUUUAUUGCUUAUGAAAUAUUUGAGGUUAGGUAAGGGCUUUUCGUUUUAUUUUUUUAAAAUGAGGUGCAUGAGUGAAUUCGUAAGUGUCAUUAAGCUUCUCUAAAACUGAAAGGGUUUGGAUGGGGGUUUUUUUUGUACCAGAACUUUAUUCACAGGAGAGAGCUGCUUCUGGUUACCAUGGAAACAUAUUUUUGGCAGGAAGCAGGAGGCCUUCAGGCAGGACUUCUCCGUGGAUUUAUUUUAAAUAAUUUCUAAACCACUUCAAGAUAGGAUCUCAGAGUGCCUUAUGACAAGAAACACAACAUAACAGCAGGAGUGUCUCAGUGAGAACAGUAUGGUAAAACACUUCAUUAAAACAUCAUCAGCUUAAUUCAGGGGCAGUGAAAAUUGGCAGCAACUGCCAGGAGAUGCCUCGGCAAAGAGACAUGCGGUUUGACUUCACCCCCUGAAGCACACUCCAUGGACUCUUGAGACAGACAGAUGCCAACAACAACAAUAUAAAAACAGUGCCAAUGUUCCUAUUUUCUUGAUAUAAGACUGUAAUCGAGUUAUUGUAGUUACAAGUUAAACGGGACUGCCACAAAAUAUUGCAGUGGGGAGUGCUUCUUCAGCUUGGUAUUUCAGUCACUUCAUUCUAUUCCUGCUCCACAGUUCCCCAGUUUCAUUUUAUUUCUUUUCAUUCUGCACCAGACCUUCUAUAUUCACUAAGCACGCUCAGCCUUAAUUUGGCUGCCUCAGUUCUCCCUGCACCCUGCAUCAUACCGGGGGGUUUGGCACACGAGGUGCACCUACUCUGCGCAGCAGAGACUGUAUUUUUUGAGAAUUUUAAGGAAAAACUAUCUUCCACAAAAGCUGCUGCUUGCCUUCUAUCACUGUGCCAUACAGAGCGUGCUCACGUACGGUUUAUGUGUGUGGUACGGAAGCUGUACUUCUCAGGAUAGAGCAGGGCUAUGUAGAAUUAUUAAAACAGCAGAGAGCUUUAUUGGCUGCUCACUCUCCACCUUAGAACAAAUCUACACCACCAGGUGCCAUAGAAAAGCACUAGACAUAUCAAGAGAUCCAACGCACCCUGGUCACCAUUUCUUUGAGCUCCUGCCAUCGGGACGGAGAUAUAGAACAAUGCAGGCAAGAACGAGCCGUCUCAGGAACAGUUUCUUCUCUAGAGCGAUUCUGGCCUUAAAUGGAAAGCCUGGACUUUGAAGUCAUCUUAUUUUACUUGUUAUUUUGUAUUAUAUUUACUGUUUUUAAUUAGGUUUUGUAGUUUUGGAUUAUGCGGAAUGCUUUAUCUGAGUGGAUGUAGCAACCGAGUAAUUUCAUUGUUCCCACAAGGGGACAAUGACAAUAAAGAUAUCUUAUCUUAACUACAUCAAACCUUUUAUAGGCAGUUCUCGCCUCCAUCCAUAACCAAUCCUGGUGCAUAGCUGUCAACCCCCGGAUUUGAAGAUAAGGAAUCCUAUGGGGCUGUCAACUCCUGGGUAUGAAAGUAAGGGCGCUGAAUAAGGGAAUUUCCCGCAAAAAAGGACCCUUGGCAAACUACAGUUCCCAGGAAUAUAUAUAUUUCAGGGGGGAGCCAUAUGCUUUAAAUGUAUGGUGUGGAUCUGACCUUGGAAUGACAUUUUACAUGUCAUACCAGAACAUUGUGCAAGAAAAGUGAAACUGAACUCAAAACACGUUCUUUUGCAAGAGGUCACACAGGCAGAAGCACGAGAGCUGCUAUAGAACCUACCUUUUAUAACAUUACACAAACGCGUCUGCAGACUCUUGCGUAAGAGUUUGCGGAACAAUGCUAGAGGCAAUAUCCCUACCGUUCAUGGGUUUUUGGGGUUUUUUUGCAUUCAUCCUUUGAUAGAUAUGUCUUGUCUCUGGAAUCUAUUGCCACUUUUGCUACAAGAGACAGCUUAAGGCCGUGUCAUGGCUGUACAACUAGGAUGAAACCAUUUUAGCCUUUUAAUGCUCCAUUUCCAGUUUUAAUAUUAGAUCAGAUAAUGUUGCAAUGUGAUUGCUAAAUGUCCACUUAUAUUGUGAAUUUCUCAUUAAGUCUAAAUUGAAAUAUCUUUCAUUGUAGCAAAAUUAUUCCAUCUCCUGUGCAAGCUAUAAAAAUGAGCUCUUCCAUCCUUCUCAAUAACCCUUUUUUUAAAAAAAAAAAAAUCUUCUCCUUUGAAAUGAAUAUAGUAAGUUGACUCCAGCAAUUUUACCAGCUCCCAUAUACCUUGACAAAUGAGUAUAGAAAACAGUGAAGCCAUUUCCGGACUGCAGUUUAUCAUCUAUCUCAUCGGAGGCAGGAUUUCCUAGCAUUCAUCACCAGUUGAAUAUGUAAACAUCACUCCAUAGUGGGGGGUGGUGGUGGUGGUUAAAUGUUACAUGUUGAUAAAGUUAUGAUGGUAGACAUUGUGCCUUUCUUCAUUCUCCUUGCACAAAGACUUAUGUGCAUUGUGCUAGUUGUGACAAUCCUAUUCCUCUUCAUACGUUAGGAUAACAACUAUAUGAGCAUGUUAACUUGAGGAUGGUGCCAAUGGGAGACUAUUAUUAUUAUAUAACUUAUAUAAUAUAACCCUUGUUCUUUUGAUCUCAUCUAAUUAUCUAGCACAGCUGUUUCUCAGUCUUCAAAUGGCAAGCCAUGAAAUAACAUUUAUUAAACAAAUCGAAGUUCUGGUUCAUGUCAUCUUCUGUGGCUACUUCUUUCCUUUCCCCAGAGUCUCCUAAAUCCAUUUUCACUUGUGGUGCUUUGAUGUGGUGCAUUAAUGUUUGUUUUUUGGUCAGUGGGUGAUGGUAGCUUAAGCAUUUUGAUGCAAAAAAGCAGUACUGUAGUGGAAAAUUCUGAAGUGCAGCCAUGUUGGUGACAAUGCAUAGCCAUGUCCCUAAACUUCUAGGAUUAUAGAACAAAAAUGAACUUCUGACAAAUACAAACAUCAUAGCUUCUAAAGCAACCCAGCUUUUUUCGUACUGUGAUCUCCACUUUAACAUCUAGCCUGAUGAAGAGUUCUGGUGGAUUCCAAAGCUUGCACACUAUUCUGUGACAUUUGUGUUUAUCAUAUUAAAGUGGUUUUGGAGUUUUGCAAAAUAAAAGUGGUACUUUAACCCAUGGGUUUUGGUGGCCAUCAACAUCUCUGCUGUGCUGGUGUUGCAUCAUCCUUGCCCAUCCUUGCUCUGCCACACUUUUGGUUGUAAGAGCAGCAGCAUCAUUUUGGGCUCAGUACACAAGACUGAAUGCUGGCCCUCUUUCCUAUAGCAGUGCACUGAAUUUAGCUGUCUCCCACUUCCAUCUGUAUGCAGGUUGAGAUCCUACCUGCCCACAGACAAUCUCACCAGAGUGGUGCAUGCCCUGGUUAUCUCCCACUUGGACUACUGCAAUGCACUUUACGUGGGGGUACCUUUGAAAGUGACUCAGAAGCUACAACUAAUCCAGAAUACUGCGGCAAGACUGGUGACUGGGAAUGGCCACCGAGACCAUAUAACUCUGGUCCUAAAGGAUCUUCACUGGCUCCCAGUACGUUUCCAAGCACAAUUCAAAGUGUUGGUGCUGACCUUUAAAGCCCUAAACUGCUUUGGCUCAGUAUACUUGAAGGAGCAUCUCCACCCCCAUCGCUCAGCCCAGACACCGAGGUCCUCCUCCUCAGGUCUUCUGCUGGUUCCCUUACUGUGAGAAGUGAAGUUACAGGGAACCAGGCAGAGGGCCUUCUCGGUAGUGGCACCCUCCCUGUGGAAUGUCCUCCCUUCAGAUGUCAAGAAGAUAAAGAAUUGCACAACUUUUAGAAGACAUCUGAAGGCAGUCCUGUAUCGGGAGGUUUUUUAACACAUGUUGUUUUUAUUAUGUUUUAGAUAUGCUGUAAGCCACCCAGGUUGGCUGGGAAACCCAGCCAGAUGGGCGGGGUAUAAAUAAUAAAAUUAUUAUUAUUAGCUGACUACUUUUAUUGAAGAGGCCUUUGAGCUGCAUCACUGAAACAGUUCUGAAGCAGCACUUUUAAUCAAGCUGGUGCUUUCUGGUCAUUGAGCAGGUAACAGAAGCAACAUUAAUCUCUCUCUCUGUGUGUGUGUGUGUAAACCCCUAACACUCCUCCACAAAGAGGAACAUGGAAACUACUGAACAAACUAGGAAGCACCAGUCAGAAAAAGUAGCCAAGCCCACGUAUCAGGAUGCCAAACCCAGGUGUGGUCAGGAAGACUCAGCUGACCUGUGCCUGUUGUACAGGAAAUCUUGGGCAAUGACAUCAGUUAGUAAUGAAGGGCAAAAAAUGAAGCUGUUGCAAUCGACGACUGUGGGUGUUAAUUGUAUCUUAUCACCUGGCCUCUCUGCCGUCACAGAAAGGCUUUAUUUUUUAGAAUGAUGUGUUUAAAAUACAAUACAUGGUAGAGGCUUGAGGGCAGGGUGUGGUGGGUUGGGGAGGUAAAUGCAGGCACAUUAAGGCAUAAGGUACAUUUCUGUGUCUGGCAAAGAGCUUUUCUGUUGGUUAUGUCCUGGCAGCCUCUCUGCUGAGCACUGUGUUCUUGGAAGUUGGAUGCAUCACAUGGUUCCGUCUGGAACAAGUGCCCUGUGAAAUGAGGCAUCAUCUGAGAUGAGGAAGGAUGAAUGCGAAAGGCAGUGACUCUGGGCAGAUCCCCACCCUUUGCUUGGAAAACGGCAAAUGCUUUGGCAAAACAACUUUGUGCACCAGCAAAGAUUAAAUGGAUGCCGAAAGUUUGGUGCUAGACCUUAAUUGUGCUUGCGUUCUAUAUUGAUACAUCAAGGAAGACAAAGAUCUUGUAAUAUGUUAAGUCUGUCAAGACCUCCAGGUGUGUGUGUGUGUAUGUAGGUGUGUGUGUUUAAAAACUAAUCAGACUUGGAACUGUUACCGUCACUUCCCUACUUGUGUAAAAGAAUCAAUUUGUUUUCAUUUACUUGCAUGGCUGCCCAUCUAUUUCUUAAAGAGCUCCUGUACCUUCUUUAUCAGUGGUUCCCAACCUUUUUUUGGCCAUGCCCCACCUAAGCACACCUAAAAUCCUGAUCCUCCCCAACAUAUAAUUCUUACUAUUCAAAAAGUGAACUCCUGUUCACGUGGAGAAAGCCUAAAAGGCCACUCACUGUUAAUAACUCAUUCUCAAAUUGCCUCCCUUAAAAAUCAAAUUGCCCCCCUGUGGGGCAUGUGCCCCACCUUAGGAACCAUGGUUCUAAACUAUGAUUUAUUAUCAUUUAUUGCAUUUAUAUCCCUCAUUUUUCUCCAAGGAGCUCAAAGUGGUAUACAUGGUUUCCCCCUCGUCAUUUAAUCCCCACAACAACCCAGUGAGGUAGGUUAAGCUGAGAUGCAGUGAGUAGCCUAAAGUCACCCAAUGAGCUUCAUGGCUGAGUGGGGAUUUGAACCUUGGUCUCCCAGGUCCUAGUCUGAUUCUAUCCACUACAUCACACUGGCUGUCUAAAUAUGUGUGUGAUAACGCAGCAAGUGGUUUGGUUUUGCCCCAUUGCUGCAUCUUCAUGCCAGGAAAAUUUAUGCCACUUCCAUACACACACCCAUUCCACAGCUGUUUAAAGGCACAGGAAUCCUGUAAGGUAGGGAAGGAAAGUUGCCACUUGUUUUGUGAGGGAGAGAAGGAAAAUUUAACUGCUUCCUGGAAUUGAGCUGGCCAGAAUUAAAUUGUUAGUCUUUAAAGUGUCACAAGGUUCUUUGUUUCUAUGUUGUGGUCAAGCUUAAUCAUCAGUGAGAGAGGGUUAAUGGUUCUGAUGAGUCUUGGUUUGCAAAACUGGAUCCUGUGAUCCCGUAUUAAGGUUAAUGUACUGGGAUUCAAAGCAUCAGUACCGGUAUUAACUAUUCCAAUAUACUGUACAUAACAGUUCAGUACACUUUAGAAUUGGCAGCCUGCCUUGCGAUCUUGAAGGUGUCCUGGUGUUGGAUUUUUCCUCAGGAUUUUCUCAGUUCCAUUAGAUCAUAGGAUAAACAGCAUCCAUUCCUCAGAAGGUUUAUGGCAUGCAAUGAUCUACAAACACUGUGUCAUACAGAUAAAGCUCAGGUGUUUUUUUCCUCCCCUCUUCCCGUUCCCCACAAAACUGGGAGGAAUUUGGAAAAUUUAGGAUAUGCCCUUCUUCUGAAGGUGAUUUACAUGUAAACAAAGGAUCACGAAGGGUUUCUUGGCAUUUUUGCAAGAGCUGUGGUAACUGGGAGAACUAUAAAGAUGGAAGUGGACAUAAUUGGAUUUUAUAACCAGUUAUUAACUUAUGCAUAGCAAAAUGUUCUAGAGCCUGAUCUGAGGAAACUUAGUGUAGCCAUCUUGCUGAAGCUAAGCAGGUCUUGAUCUGAUCAGUGCCUACAUAGAAGACACAUGUGUUCCAUGAUGGAAGAAAGGCAGGAAAAUCUGUCUAUCUCUAGAAAAUUAUGGGUUGUAUCCAACUGUGACUGAUUUCUCUGACCCAGAGAAAGCUUUUGUCCAGAAAGAGAGGGGAGCCCCCCAGUGCACUUUUUCCAAAGGGUCCCCCAAGUUUCUGGAGUACUGUGCAUUUUGGGAGGCAUGAUGUGGGGAGUUACAGAGGGAAUGGGAAUUUAUGGAAAUUGCUCAAUCACCCCCCUACCUCCUUCAUGGCAGUUUUUUCUGGAGCAACUAUCCUUUUGUGCAUAGGCAGACAUAAGUGGUAGCCCCCCCCGAUGUGUCUAUACCAGGCAUAGGCAAGCUUGCCCUCCAGAUGCUUUGGGACUACAAUUACCAUCAUCCCUGACCACUGGUCCUGUUAGCUAGGGAUGAUGGGAGUUGUAGUCCCAAAACAUCUGGAGGGCCGAGUUUGCCUAUGCCUGAUCUAUACAUUUACCAGACCACUUUUCCCUGUAUUGUAGACUCUAUGUGUAUCUGAUACAACCUAUUCAGAAACUAAAACUUGUUUCCUCCCCAUUGCGUAAUUCUUUUGCUGUGAUAGCGGUAAAAUUUUCAUCCUUUUAGUUUAGUUCAUUAGCAGCAUUCUGUUUCCCCCUGGGUAACUCAACCCAGGACCAAAAGUUAGACUCUGUAAAUCACAUGCCCUCAGUACUUGUGGCUUACAAAUAGGCCUUGUGAGAAACUGAUAAUGCUACCUCACAGUUAAACAGGUGGGUUACAGAUCAGCAAUGCUGGCCUGAUUGCUUUCCAUUCAAUGUGAACUUUGCAUCAAGGUGAUGAGCCCUUUAUAGCCCAUGAAUCUAUUGGAUGUUUCUGUUGCUGUGGAAGUCUGUAGGCUUUUGAAUUGUAUUCCGUUAUAGAUCUGUUGCUAGUUGUUGUGGUCCUUAUACUGUGUGUGCAGUGAGGGGCACAUUUGGGUAUCUUGCUGCAGCUGUUUUAUGUCCUUUAUUCUGAGGGUAUUAUGAAAGAUUCUGUAUACCUUUGCUUGUAACUGUUCUGUGAAAAACAACCAAAAAAAUUGUUGGUUGGCAUCUGUCUCGGGAGACAGUGAGGGGGAGUGCGCCUUUGGGGGUGAAGUCAAACUGUUGGAAGGUUGUAGCGCCUGCUGUAGCUGUAGACCAAAAAGAAACAGAACAGACAAUCACGGGAAUUGAAGAUGCCCAAACAUCUUAGUGUUUUGGUAGCUGUAGACCAGACAUCCCCAAACUGCGGCCCUCCAGAUGUUUUGGACUCCCAUCUUCCCCGACCACUAGUCCUGUUAGGUAGGGAUCAUGGGAGUUGUAGGCCAAAACAUGUGGAGGGCCGCAGUUUGGGGAUGCCUGCUGUAGACUAAUGCAGGAGAGACAUGUUUUGUUGCAGCUGGGGCAGAGGUGGGGAAAUUUCAUAAUGGAACUAAAGUGUCAUAUAAUCUGGAGCUAAUGGCCAUGUUUGCACACCAUGUUAAACCAGAUUAGUACAAAGUGAAGGAGGUGUAGUGUAGCAAACCUCAGGCUCAAUGCCUUCCCCUUCUGUACUCCUGCAUGGUUCAAGUAGGCUUGUUUUCAAACUAGCCAUAGGUAUUUGCAACAUUUUGUCAUUUUGGACUAAACAAUGGCCCAUGGUUAAGAAGAAGCAAAGCCUUCCAAAUUCUUCUGCAUGGAAGGAAAGAGAAGAGAAGGGAGGACACAAGAGCUAUACUGGAUCAAGCCCCAGGCCUAUCUGUCUGUUCCCACAGUGGUUAACCAGAUGCCUAUGUAAUGCCUGCAAGCAGGAUAGUGGCACCCACCCCACUUGUGAUUCCUAGCAUCCUGCACUUGCUAGGAUGUGCACUUGCCUCUGACAGUGGAGGUAGAGCAUAGCCACCCUGUGUGGUUUAGUGGAGCCUUUCUCAACUCGAUGCCCUCCAAUUGUUGUCCUGUUAUAGCUCCCAUCUUACCUGGCCAUGGGCCAUCCUGCCUGUGGCCGGUGGAAGUUGUAGUCCCAACAGCAUGAAGCACUGACUUUAUUCUUUAACUUACAUUCUGUCCAUUUGUGCCAGAGGCAAAAGCAAUAAUGGAUCUAAAAUAAAUCUGCAGUGUUGCUAGUUGACUUAAAACACUGAUUGUGUUUGACUGUAACUUCAGUGUAAAGGCCAAGGGAAGGGGGAGUGUCUCUUAGAAAUCUCUCCAGGCCUUCCAAAUUUUCCUGUGCUCUUUAACCAGCCCCUGUGUGUUCAUCAUCAUCUCGGCACUAUGUGGGAAUUGCUUACAAUAUUUAUCAGCACUAGAAGGCAAACAGUCUAAGGGGUGGGAGGUAGGGAGGUCGCUAUCCCUUCCUUUGUGUUAAUCAUUCCCUACCGAUAACCUGUGGCAUUGGUGACAGGUUCCUGUUUGCAUUGGAAGUGAUGGUGCUGAGACACAAGGUUGCUAAGAGCUGUCAGAUGACACUUGCUCACAUGAGCCCAUUAGGAGGGUGUUGCAGCCAGUUUUAAAACAAGUUUGCAACUAGGGAGUAAGUGAGAAAGCAACCUCUCUCUAUAUAUCCAAGGCCAUCUGGUUAGGUCUUGUGAUCAAAUAAUUGCUAGCUACAGAAGCAUACCAGGAAGCAAGAUAGUCAUAGCUCUUACUAGCUACUGCAUCUGGCAGCGAAUUGGUUGGUUUACUAGGAUAUACAAGUUGUGCUUAUUUCUUUUUUGUAAUUAAAUUAUGUAGUGCAUUGUGAGCCUUUGGAAUAGAGAAUAUUUACAGGCAUGAUGCAGCAAGGACCACUCCUUUAAAGAAAGAAGACGACAACAAAGAAGAAGAAGAAAACCCAAAUGAAUUCCCCCCAACCCCACUGAGAAAGUUUAUAACCAAUAGGUACUGAACUGUAAUGAAGGACCCUAGGUAGAUCACUCUUCAGUACACACCGGCUACUUCUAAGAAAUGAUGAAUGUGUGUUUGUGUAAAAGAGAGAGGGGAUACCUGUGAGCUCAACAUGUGUGGAGGCCCGCCAAAGACGUCAAACAGCACAGGGGACCAGGCUGAAAAAGGAAGAGAGAUUCGCGGUUCCUCUACCACAUUGGAGAACAGCUUUUCAAAGGCAAGGUUGAAUAAGGCUAAGAAACCACUUGUGGUGGAAAAGAGUUCCAAUUAUUCAAAGGGAGUAUCUGGAAAGCUAUCAAAAAGCUCGUCCUCUUCAGGGUUUGACCUAAAUGAAAUCCGCUUGAUAGUCUAUCAAGAUUGUGAGAGGCGAGGCAGACAGGUCUUGUUUGACUCCACAGCAGUCCACAAGAUUGAUGAGACAGCAGUUCAGGAUGCUUCUGGGAAGACGUGGGGCAAGGGCUACCAAACAACCGGUGGAGCCAGUGCAGCUUCUCCCUGUAGUGCUUCAGUGGACAGUAGGCAGAAUGUCAAGGAAGACAUUCCUAAGUAUGAGUACACCAGGCCAGCUUCUGAUGUCAACAUGUUGGGAGAGAUGAUGUUUGGUUCAGUAGCAAUGAAUUACAAAGGCUCUACGCUGAAAAUCCACUAUAUACGCUCUCCUCCGCAGCUUAUGAUGAGUAAAGUUUUCUCUGCCAGAGUAGGCAGCUUGUGUGGAAGUGCAAAUAGCUUGCAAGGUAGCUUUGAAUACAUGAAUCAAGAACCCAAUUUAGCAAGACCGAACUCUAAUCCAAAUAGUUUGGGCCCCUGCCACAGUGGAAGUAACCUAGGUGUGUUGCAGCUGUGUAGCAACAAACUGCUGCAUGGUGUGGCUGAAGGGGGGCCUCUCUGGCUCACCCGGAGUGCUUCCUUCUUUGCAGCGCACAGCACACCUGUUGACAUGCCUAGCAGGGGGCAGAAUGAAGACAGAGACAGUGGCAUCGCUCGAUCAGCUUCCUUAAGCAGCCUCUUGAUGACUCCUUUGCUGUUGUCAAGCUCUUCUAGCAGCUACCACCGCCGCUGGAUACGAAGUCAAAGAACAAGUUUGGAAAAUGGCAUUAUUCCUAGGUGGUCAACUGAAGAAACUUUCAGCAUGGCAGAUGAAAGCUGUGGCCUCAAUCCUGCAAUGGUUCGAAGGAAGAAAAUUGCCAUCAGUGUCAUUUUCACCCUCCCGGAAAAAGAAGAGGCCCAGAGGGAAUUCCAGGAUUUCUUCUUCUCUCACUUCCCCUUAUUUGAAUCACACAUGUGCAAGCUGAAGAGCGCCAUUGAAAUGGCCAUGAUCACCUGCAGAAAAAUAGCAGAAACAAGCCAAAGAGUGCAAGUGUACAUCAGCCGUGUCAUGGAUGCUCUGGGUGAAUUCAGAACUACAAUCUGGAACUUGUAUUCAGUUCCAAGGAUUGCAGAGCCUGUAUGGCUAACCAUGAUGUCCGGCGCUUCUGAAAAGAAUCAGUUGUGCCAACACUUUCUGAAGGAAUUAACCAUCUUGAUAGAACAGACCAGCAAAAACCAGUUCUUAGCGGCUCUCUUGACGGCAGUGCUGACCUAUCACCUGGCUUGGGUCCCCACAGUGAUGCCAAUUGACCACCUUCCCAUCAGGGCCUCUUCUGAGAAACGUGCCUCUCAGUCUGUGAACAUGCUGGCAAAAUCUCACCCUUACAAUCCGCUCUGGGCACAGCUUGGUGACUUGUAUGGUGCCAUAGGCUCACCUGUCAGGAUGACGAGGACUGUAAUUGUUGGAAAGCGUAAAGAUUUGGUUCAACGCAUCCUCUACAUUCUUACGUAUUUCUUACGGUGCUCUGAGCUGCAGGAGAAUCAUCUGACCCGGAGUGGGCAAGUUGGCAGAGGAGAGCAAGCCCUGAGUGACGGCAAGAUCUCAACAGCUCUAGAAAAGGGAGAAGUGGAGGAUUCUGAUUAUGUAGUAGUCACUGUUAGAAAUGAACCUGCUCUCAUACCUCCCAGUUUGCCCCGGAGAACCGGGAGCGCUGCUGCUGUGGGAGAGAGCUGCUUUGAACCUACCUGCUUGAGGCGGGAGCAUGAAGGAAUAAAUGCUGGACAGAGUUCUGAGCUGCCCUCUUGCUUGCCCAAAGCUGGCUCCUUCAAAGGACUUGUGGAGGAAGCUAAGAGGGGGGAAACGGUGGCUGGUUCAGAAGGUAUAUCCAGGGGGUGUGCAAAAUUAGAGGAUUUAACAACAGGAAUGAAGGACGGCAACCAGUGUAACACAGCAGGACAGCUGUUUUGCAGCGAGGGGGCUAGCCAGAGGUACCCUCAUUUGGAAAGAGUUACCUUCCAAAUUGGAAGCUCCCCGCCACCCGAAUCUGAUUUAGAACCCGCCCAAAGGGAUCUGGAUGAAACUGUAGGGAUGCCGAGGAGCAAAAGCAAAUCUCUGUGUUUCCUGUCAAGUCCGCUGCAUGCAACUGCCCAAGUGCAGCAGGAGACGUCUGACUUCUGUCUUAAACCACGUGCUAGGCAGAAAGCUUGUAAAACGCGACUACCAAGUGCGCUUCGGUUGUCAUGCCAUCCACCUGUCCCUUCUGAGAGCAAAGUCAAAACUGCAAAGCCAGGAAGACUGGGGGAAGCUGAAAGCACACACUGUGAAAACUUGGAAAGGGUUUCUCUUGACUGUGAUUCAGGAAGUCCCACUGACAUGCAGAUAUAUGGCCAAGCUAUUACGGAGGAUGUCCCCUGUGGGGAUGCUGGAAGCAAACACCCUUUCAGAGUGGAAGAGAACAUGCCUAGAAAUGAGAGCUCUGACAGUGCCCUGGGAGAGAGUGACGAUGAAGGUAGCACAAAUAUUCCAGAUGGGCAAUCUCUGAGCUCUGUCAACAGUAGGACAGAAGAACUUUCCGAAGUAGAACUUGCUUUGCCAAGAUCCAACACAAUCAGCAAUCAAAGUGUAAAGCAUUUUGGAAGGUCCCUUCUCGGUGGCUAUUGUGCCUCAUAUAUGCCUGACCUGGUGUUGCAUGGAAUCAGUAACGAUGAGCAGCUCAAGCAAUGCCUAUCAGCUGAGUUGAGUCAUGCAGUGAAUCAUCCAGUACUAGAUGAGCCCAUAGCAGAAGCUGUUUGCAUUAUUGCAGAUACAGAUAAAUGGACAGUACAGGUGGCCACAAGCCAAAGAAAGAUAACCGACAGCAUGAAAUUGGGCAAGGAUGUCCUGGUCUCGAGCCAAGUGUCGUCUUUAUUACAAUCCAUUUUACAGCUUUACAAACUUAACCUUCCUGCUGACUUUUGCAUUAUGCAUCUCGAGGAUCGGCUACAGGAAAUGUACCUCAAAAGCACGAUGCUGUCUAAAUAUUUGCGAGGCCAAACGAGAGUCCAUGUGAAAGAACUUGGAGUGGUAUUGGGGAUUGAAUCCAACGAUUUGCCGCUGUUGGCUGCUAUAGCAAGUACCCAUUCUCCGUAUGUUGCUCAGAUACUCCUCUAAGCUUAAAAGCUGAAAUCACAACUCCCUAGCAAAGUAAAGCAGAUGGGAUGGGUGUGUGAAGAAGAGAGCAAACAUGAAGAGAUGGCGGAACAGAGGGCCAUUCUGUCACUUUUCCUCUUCUGCAUUUUGUCUGGACGCUUACCAGCGGAAUUUCAGUUUACAUAAUAUAAAAGACAUUCAGGGUUUUUUUACUGUUUUUGGAGUAAACCAAUCAAGAAUGCAUCAUUGUAUUUUAAUGGACAAAAGGAUUAAACACUAUUGGAGGAUUCCCUACUUAUACAUAGUUUUCAGCCAAACAAAAGAAGUAUGGUUUCCUUACUAUUAUUGUCUUGUUCUGAUUUCCCACCCACCCAAAUGGGGAGCAGUAAGCAAAUCUGCAUUCCCAUUCUCUUUUGUUAGCGCAUCAAACCUCCGUGGAACAAGAAGUUGGAAGUUAGCUACCACAAUCUUGUUCUGUGGCUGAUUGGCUCUUAAAAUGGACAAAGCAGCACGAGAGCGGCAGUGUUGUUUUUGGUUGUUCUUGGCGGAGGCGGAAGCUUUGGAUCUGCAUCACAGCUAGAUGAAAAUGGGAGAAAGUAGUAGUAAUCUCUAUUGCAAACUUACCUUGUUGCAAAUGUCAUGUCUUGAAUUUCCAGUUUUCUGGUCUUACAGGUUGAGAGCAUCCUAACAUAUGUACAACCAGCUCAAAAAAGCUCAUGUUUGAACCUUAAGAACCGAUACAAUCAUGAACAUAGGUUUGUAUCCAUCCUAGUCCUGCUUGGGUUAGAAACACUGAAAUGAAUGAACCUGUUUUAGUCAUGUCAGUUCAUUUCACUGAGUCUACUUUGUGUAGGACUAGCAUUAAAAGCACCCAUUAACAUCAACUCUGGAUAGCUUGUUUUAAAACUCUUAUCUGUUGUCCCAUGAAUAAGGGAUCCCUCUUUAGCACACUGCAGAAGCAGGAUCAACUUCUUUAAGUGGAUGGAUGAAACAUGCAGAAGAAAUCCCAGAGACGAUAUCGCGAGGGGAAGGUGGUCAUGGUAACAGUGACAGCAAUUCAUUAUAAUUCUCAAGUGUCUGAAGCGAUCCCACAGAAUGUUUUGCACUAGCCUCUUGGUGCCUUCCUCUCUUGUAUGUCUUAAUUCUAAAAGAGAAAGGUAUGUGGUUUUAAAUGGGAAGUUAGUAACAUGAGCUCUCUCUCAAUUUUCUAUGUUGCUAUACAACUGUACACAUAGGACCGUAUUUGUCUUGGUUUCAAUCCCUAUACCUAGGGCUUUUUCAGAAGGCUCAGUAUAAAUGUGACUUCAUUUUAACUUCCAAGUUCUGCAGGUGACUGUGUGAAAUUAGAGUAAGAAAGAGCAAAAACUACUUACAAUUUUUUUGAAAGGCUCCCGAUUGGCACAUUGUGCAAUCUCUCAUGUUGGACUGAAAGUGCUAAAUGGAAGUAAAAAGAAGUUUUGUCAUAUUUGGCAACUGACCCAAGCAGUGUUGGCAAUUGGAUGCAAUGUUUGUCCAAAUACCGAUUUAAUAAUUUUCUUUUUCUGGGGCUUGUCAGAUUUUCCAUUUUCUCUCAUUGCUUAUUCAUCCUUGCCAAUACUUCCAUGACAACACUUAAUCAUACGGUCAUUCCUGUUAUAGAAGCUAGUAGUUAUCCAUAGCAGCUUUAUUCUGUUCCCUGCCUUUCUUUCUAUUGCAAAUUAGCUAAAAAAAAAAUCAAUUUUCCUCUGAAACCUUCCCUUCCAAAUGAAUGAAGCCCAGUUUUUGACAGAGAAGACCACAAAGGCAAGGGUUAAAGAUACUUUUCUUGUGCUUAAAUCAUGGUCAAGGAAUCAAAUUAAUUAACAACCCUUGCUUUUAUCUCAGAAUAAAAAUCAUAAUAUACUUUUCCCCCUUUAUAAGAACCAUGCAGAUCUUUAACAAUUGUAUCCUUUUAGAAAAAGUAGCUUCAUUCUAUAUUUAAGAAAAAACGAUGUGUUUUAUCCUUCCAUUUAAAAAAACUACCUCAGUUGACAGAAUUAAGCUGCCAGUAGGGGGCAACUUAAAAGUUGUACAUGUCAUGAAUUUUCUGAAAGAUUGUGCUGUAGCAUUUGAGAGGACAAAAACUGCACUGGUGACAGUCAAUAGCUACCUUUUUAUCAUAAGCAUGCUUUAGUUCUGAUAUUUUUAAUAGUUUUUAAAGUAAUGUGAAUGUACCUGAGAACCAGUGAAAGUGGCUAUGAGAAAGGAAUCUUGUCUGAAAUCUUCAAGAUUCCAAAACUUUUUAUUUUUCAUGCUGUGUUAAUAGUAUUCUGCUCUCCUCCCCUCCAAACAUGUCUACUUCUUUGUUUGUUUCCUAAGCAGGAGCAAAUUCCUUCUGAUUCAUAUGGACCAUAUUUUAAGUGUAGCAAGCUUAUUUAAUAAAGCAUGUUACCUGGAACAGAUGAAGUAACAUAUACCGUACUAGGAGAAGGGUGUGUGUGUGUGUUGCUGCAAGUAUGUGUUCCGAGAGAGAAAAGCAAAUAGUGUUUGGGGUUUUUUUAUUGACCAGCUGCUAAUGUCAAACUGUGGAAACUUCUUAAUUUGGGCUGUAAAUGUACAGUAUCAUUUGUCAAUUUCUUUGUGGCAUUGGUGCAAUAAAAUUGUAGAAAACCACUUCAUUAGUGGAUUGCAUAAAUCUCUCUUUGACAAUAUUGUCUUUACUGAGUCACAUAUUCAAAACCAAAAGAAACAGUUCGAAAUAUUAUAAUCAGGUGUUCAUAGUCUCAGAUGUUUAGCAAAAUUUUGCAGAGGGGUCUUCACACUUUGCUAAUGUCUAACAAAUGGGAGUACUCUGUCUUACAGAAUAUUUCCUGAUGUUUUCUGUAAACCUGAAUUGUGUGAAGGAAGUUAGUAUUUAUUAAGAAAUAUAUCCUUAGCCAAGGCUCUUCUACAUGUUCCUACUAGCUCUUAAGUUUGCUGGCAUGCACAUUGAAUCUUCUCAAGGGCCAGAAGCCAGAAUGGUACUUGAGGAUCUAGUCGAAGGGGUAAGCUCUGAUCAGCAAAGGACUGGGCUGUGUGUCAUGCUCAGAAAAACCACAGGGUACAGUGUUUUCCAAGACCACACCACUUCAAACUGCAGCUGGAUCAAGUAUUUUGAAUAUUGUCCCUCUGAAAUAUAUCUGCCCUGCCUGUGGAAAAUUUUGCAUGGAAAAAAGUUUGGUGAGGACAUGGGAGAGGGCCUUCUCAAUAGUUGCUCCCAGACUUCUAGACUGGGCUUCCCUCCUCGCUGUCUUUCCACCAGCUGCUGAGGACUCUCUUAUUCUAGCAGGCUUGGGGGAACUGGCUGCUUCUAAAGAAAGGGCUUUUUAAUAGUGUUGCGCUAUUUUUGCUAUCUGCAUUUUAAUAAAUCUUUUUACAUCAUUUUAAUUCUGUUACAGUUUAGUUGCUUUUUAACUUAUCUUUUAUAUGUUUUUCGCUAUCUGUGUUUUACUUGUGUUUCAGUUUUUGUGUGCCACCUCGAGUCCUGGUUCUGGGGAAAAGGUGGAUGAUUAUUAUUAUUAGAAUUUAUAUACCACCCUAUAUCUGCAGGUCUCAGGGCGGUUCACAGGAUAAAAUCAGAAUAUAAAACCACAAAAUACAUAAUCAAAAUAAUAACAACAACCCGAUAAUACAAAUUAUCACAUAGCCUUCUCAUUGCUUUGUUAUUCUUCUAUGUGGAAUGAUAUUUUUUUUGUGUGUGUGUCACAUUUAAAUCCCUACUUCCAAAGUUUAAGUGGUACAGUCUAGAAAGGGUUGUACCAUGUAGUUUCUGAAUGUGCCCAGCUCUCAAACAUUUUAAUCUGAAUAAAUCAUGGUGUUCACACAGGUAUCCAGGUGUAUAACUAACUACAUGUGGCCUUCUUACUAAAUUGUUUGGAUUUUUCUUGGGGCAAAUAUUCAGCCACAUCUUUUAUCAGUCACCAUCCAUUGCAUGACUUAUUCUGAGAAUGCAACCUUGCAAGAGAACACUCUGUGAUCACCUACAGCAACAUGUACUAUGGCCAUUUGCCAAGUGAGCGUUGUUGUUUUUCUUUAAAGCAAAAUUCAAAAACAAAAUUAUGGUGGGUAGAUAAUACGAUGGUUUAAACAUUAAAAUCCUCUGCGCUUUGAUGAGUACCAUUUAAAAAUAAACAAAUCUAAUUUAUGCAAUGACCCCUUGCUUGCUUUUCAAACAUAAGGGUAUUUUAAAUGCAGCAAGAGACAAUCAAAAUAGAAAUGUCCUGAUUGUACACAUAAAAGCAACUACUUGCAAGAAUUACAGUUUAAGCUCAGGAAUUCAAAUAAAUAAAAGAGGUGUUGAGUGGGAUCAGGUUUUUAGCUAUUAAUGCAUGUUUACUUUUAUCCAUGAAAGAAGAUUGACUGAGUGGAACUAAAAUAUGCAAAAUGGAAUAGUUGUGUGUGUUGGUGGGGGAGAGCCUGGUGGCUGAUUGGAUUGGCAAGCAUGCAAAGUACAAAGCAUUGACCUACUUCUAGUACCACACAAAAUUAGCUUAAUGACCACAUGUUGGUAAUCUGCAUGCUGGCAAACUACCCUGUAAAACAUGUCAAGUCAUAGGCACUUGUCUCUCUUGCUGAGUCUCAGGACUGAGGAAGUUGUCUUAUAAGAGAUAGCUGAAGGUAAUGAAUUGCAUAUAGCCAGGAAUUCAUCAAGGUCAAGAUAGUACAUGGAAGCUUAGGAGAGACUGCCUGUCAAGUCUUUAAAAAUAAAUGUAAUCUCAGCUAAAUUGGAUUUCUUGUAUUCAGUGCUACAACAAUCUGCCAAAAGUCCUUUAGGCAGGGGGAGUCCUCUAUGCUGACGCUAACAAGAAGUUCCUAUACCAAGAAUAAACAGUCAGUCCUGUAAUAAAGAAACUAAUUUAAGCAGGGUGCAUUUAAAUGUGACACUUGUGGGAUAUCUUUGGGGAGAAGAAAAGGCUAAGGAAUAAAUGCUACAUAAAUCCGGAGUGGAAUCCCUAAGACUGUUGGAUGG
Messenger RNA from Zootoca vivipara (common lizard), 23191 nucleotides. It is a transcript of the gene FNIP2, whose product is annotated as folliculin interacting protein 2. Gene Ontology annotation, molecular function: ATPase inhibitor activity; protein-folding chaperone binding. The record is from RefSeq and is a predicted model, not a curated record. Gene Ontology annotation, cellular component: cytoplasm. NCBI's taxonomy places the organism in Eukaryota, Metazoa, Chordata, Lepidosauria, Squamata, Lacertidae.